Molecule: messenger RNA, 346 nt
Organism: Penaeus monodon (black tiger shrimp)
Lineage: Eukaryota; Metazoa; Arthropoda; Malacostraca; Decapoda; Penaeidae
Product: keratin-associated protein 19-2-like
Exons: 2
Coding region: 1-303 (100 amino acids)
Source: RefSeq, a predicted model, not a curated record
AUGAAAACUUUGGCCAUCGCUGUCGCCCUCGUGGCGUUUAUCGCUGUCAGUGUGAGCGGUGAUCCUGAAGCUGAUCCUGUAGCUGAGGCUGAGGCCGAGGCUGAUCCUUCCCGCUUCGGAUACGGCUAUGGCGGCUAUGGGCACGUGUCCCACAGGCCCGUGUACAGCAGCUACGGUUACGGACGCUGGAAGAGGAGUGCUGAGGCUGAGCCUGGAUUCAGCUUCGGUCGCAGCUUUGGAGGUCACGGCCACUUCAGAAGCUACGGCGGAAGCUUUGGGGGCCAUGGUCGUUUCUACGGUUAAAGGAUUCUUUUUUAGUCAAUAUGAAUAAAACUGAGCAAUUCUA